This is a messenger RNA of Mycotypha africana, 999 nucleotides long. RefSeq lists its product as uncharacterized. Gene Ontology annotation, cellular component: nucleus. Lineage: Eukaryota; Fungi; Mucoromycota; Mucoromycetes; Mucorales; Mycotyphaceae. The transcript has a single exon. Gene Ontology annotation, biological process: reciprocal meiotic recombination; double-strand break repair via homologous recombination. Bases 138 to 839 code for a protein of 233 amino acids. Gene Ontology annotation, molecular function: ATP-dependent chromatin remodeler activity; DNA translocase activity; ATP binding. The record is from RefSeq and is a predicted model, not a curated record.
AAAUCGAAGACUUUCUUUUUAAUGCAAACAAAACAAUAGAUUUCGGCUUUUCCAUUUUGUUCCCACUAUUAGGCAUAUUUUUCAUUGUUUCGUCAUUUUUUAUAUAAAUAAUUGUAAAUCAUAUAUAUAUUGCUUUAAUGCAAGAACCAAAUCGUGAAAAGAGUGACGGAGAUCUCACUGUUUUGGACAAAAUCGCCCAAGUUAGUGAAGAUCCGUUUGAUCUGAAUAGACGCACAUUAUCUUCCUCAUUAGAUCUAAAAUUGUUCCAUCUGUCUAAUCAGAACAAUGAUUCUCUUGAACCAGCAUCUAAAAGAAGAAAGUUGGACGAUCUUUUAAAAGCAUUUGAAACGAGCGGCAAAGUAAUCGAUUUGACGAAAGACGAUUCUCCAAAGAGUUCAGUCACUCAUGGAAGAGAAGCAUUUGAAACGAGCGAAAAAGUCAUCGAUUUAACCUCGUCAGACGAUGAAUCUCUAAAAGAUUCAGCAACUGGCGAAAUACAACAAAUCGACCAACAGCCGCGAAUAAGUGAUGAAGACGAGCCUGCAAUAGUUGAAAACAGUAAUAACAGCAGUACUACUGAGAAAGGAAAGCCGCAGAUUAUAGAAGCACUUAACAACCUCGGUUUUGAAGUUGACGAGGUUUUUCGUAAAGUCUUAAAGACACAUCAAGUAGAGGGAUUGAAGUUCAUGUGGCAGCGUGUGUAUGAGAAAAGAGGCGGUUGUUUGCUAGCACAUUCCAUGGGAUUAGGGAAAACAUUACAAACAAUUGCUCUAUUAACGUCGAUAUAUCAAGCAUUGAAUCGCGCACCUGAGAGCGAUAACCCAACCGUAAGUAUAUAAUAUCAUUUUGAUAUACAGAAGGCUAGCCCGUGAUUUGAUUCUCAGUAUCAUUUAUCAAUGUAAACUUAGGGAAAGCGUGUUUUGAUUAUAGCACCCCUUAUCACUCUGUCUAACUGGGCAAAUGAGUUUGGAAAGUGGGCUAUUCCUGAUGCAGAGAAUG